AUGAAUUUUCAUUAACAAAUAUUUUUGAUAUUCACAACUGUUCUUCUAUACUUAGCUUAUAAUAUUUAUUAAGGAUUUGAAAUUAUUUCAAAAAGAAGUGUGUUAGCAUCAAUGAUAUUUAUAGUACAAUAUAGGUUAAUUCAAACCAAUUGAUCCUUUUGGUAAUGAAUAUGAAACCAUUUUUAGAAUAUAAUUAUGGUUAUCAAUCACAUUUAUAGUCAUCUUAGUCUUUUUAGCAUUUUAUAAUUAGAAAGAUGAUAGAUAUGUACAUCAUUCAAAUAACUUAAGCUAAUGAUUUUAGGAGAAAAUAGAUUAGGUAGCCUGUUACUAAGGAUAUUUAUAAAUAUGAUGAUAAUUGUAAUGGAUUAACAUUGUUGAUAAUUUAGAUCAUUAUUAUUGAUGUCAUGUAAUCAAUUGAUUAUUGGACACAUUUCUUUUUAGAGACUUUUUGUUUCUGAAUUUUUGGUCGAUCUUAGAUGAAAUUAUUGAAUAAUCUUGGUAACAUAAACCUCCACAUUAGACAAUGUUGGUGGGAUCAUAUAUUAUUAGGUAAUACAAUAACAAUUAUUAUUGGAAUGAUAAUUAUAAAGAAAUUUAUAUUUGUAAAAUACAGUUGAUUUACUAAAGAUACAUUUAAUAAUCCAUAAAAAUUUGAAGUUGUUCUUCUUGUUAUUAUUGAAAUAAUAAGAAACUUUUUUAAAUAAUUUCUUUUUAAUGAAUUAAUUAUGGGUACCUCCAGAUUGUUCAAUGAUUGUAUAUAGACUAUUAUUAUGGUUCAUGUUGGAAUAUUAAGCAUUCAGAGAACUUCAUAAUUAAAUAACUGAUUAAGAUUUAAUCAUAUCAAUUAAGAUAUCUAACCUUUUUUUAUUAAAGAUAUUUAAACAUUAAUAUCUAUUAAAUUUCUCUCUGAUUGUAGUAACCUACAAGAUGAAGUCAAUAUUUGAUUAUUGUUGGUUGAUUAUUAAUAUUGUAUCUUUUGGUUUGUGGAUUAAAUUAAAAUUGAAAUAUAUAGAAAUUUAUACAAGAGUAAAAAAGGUAAAGAUUUAAUAAAAGAAAGAUUGA
Paramecium primaurelia is the source of this 1062-nucleotide messenger RNA. NCBI's taxonomy places the organism in Eukaryota, Ciliophora, Oligohymenophorea, Peniculida, Parameciidae. The record is from the annotation of a GenBank genome assembly.